Messenger RNA from Owenia fusiformis, 752 nucleotides. Lineage: Eukaryota; Metazoa; Annelida; Polychaeta; Sabellida; Oweniidae. The record is from the annotation of a GenBank genome assembly.
AGAAACUGUAAAGUCAAUAAAACAUUCUGUGCUACCCGUACGAUCAAUCCUUGUGAAAACGAGGAAAGUUACAUUAAUGAUGGUUCUUUACUAUACAAACAUUACAUAAUCCUGACAGAACCUCGGAGUGGAUCAACGUUUUUUAGCAGUUUGUUGGAGCACAACCCACGUAUAAGACACUAUCAUGAACUCCUAACAAGAUCUACCUUAAAACGCAAUAAUAUAACAAUCCAAACUACAAACGAAGCAUUCAAAUACGUCAAUGCCAAAUUGAGUAAGAACUCUCAAAAACAUCACAACAGGAUUCAAACUUUUUUGUACUGAUGUAAAAACAUGGAACAUUUCCCAAGCUGAGUUCAUUGAUCUCCUGGACAGGCCGGCGAUCAUAAUUCUGUUUCGACGGAACAUUAUAGAACAAUUCACGAGCUGGAAGGUUGCAAUGCAAAACAAAGCUUGGAAUUCCGAAAUGAGUAUAAAACCCAAUAGUUCAGAACUCGUUUUCAAUAUUACGCAAUUUAAGGCAUUUGUCAUAGAGACAAAGAAACGAUGGAAGAACGCUUUGGAAAAAUUGAAAGGUUAUAAGGAUAAAUACGUUUUAACAUACGAGGAUUUGUCAUCAGAUGCAUUUACGGUUGUUCAAAGAGUCUAUGAUUUCUUAGGAUUUCAACAUUAUGACUCAAAACAAUUACAAGUAAAGUUCAUGAAGCAGGGAACGCAACCCUUGUCAAAGCGUAUUUCUAAUUAUGCAUCCG